Trifolium pratense (red clover) is the source of this 700-nucleotide messenger RNA. Its product is annotated as basic blue protein-like. Bases 132 to 683 code for a protein of 183 amino acids. NCBI's taxonomy places the organism in Eukaryota, Viridiplantae, Streptophyta, Magnoliopsida, Fabales, Fabaceae. Gene Ontology annotation, molecular function: electron transfer activity. The record is from RefSeq and is a predicted model, not a curated record. The transcript is spliced from 2 exons. Gene Ontology annotation, cellular component: plasma membrane.
ACAAAUUAUUUGAUGAAGUGGACUUCCAUAUUUGAGCUGUUUCUUCAAACACAAGCAAACCUUUGGUAAGUGGCAACCAACCCUUAUUUCAGCCACUGUUUCAUCACAUCUUCUUUUACCUUUUCAAAGAAAUGGGAGUCACAACUUUUUUCAAAAAUUGUAUCUUCAUGCUCUCAAUUCUUAUUUUGCUCUCUAGUUUUCUAUUGAACUGUGUCAUGGCUGGUGUUUAUGCUGUUGGUGAUCAAGAUGAAUGGAGUAGCCAGACAAAUUAUGCUACAUGGGCAGAAAAAUACAAUUUUACCCUUGGAGAUGUUCUUGUUUUCAAGUAUGUGAAGGGGCAACAUAAUGUGUAUGAAGUGAGAGAGGAGACUUUUAGAUCAUGUGAAACAAGUAGUGGAGUAUUGGCUAAAUAUGAGAGUGGUGAAGAUCAAGUUGUUCUCAAUAAGGUCAAGAAAUAUUGGUUCAUUUGUAAUAUAGUUGGCCAUUGCCUUGGAGGAAUGAGGUUUGGAAUUGAAGUUAAAAAUGUUACUAAUUCCAUGGAUGGUGGUGAAAUAAAUCAACAAAUUCAACCAAGUCCAUUGGAAAAUUCUUGUAUCUCUCAAAGAUGGAGAGUUAUUGGGAUGUUCAUUCCUUUUGGAACAGGAUUAUUAUUAUUAUUAUUGUUCAAUUUUAUUUUUUAUUAAGACUUUGAUUAGGUAUG